AGAGAAGAACAGUUUUAUAUGUCGAAAACGACGACGUAUAGUGUACUUUCCUUCAUUUUCCCAGACCUCUCUUAAAUCCCAACUCAUCAGAGACCCUACUGCUUUCAACAAUGGCGUCCUCAGCCACUCGGCGCACAUUAUUCACUGUUCUUAGCCGAAGCCUCUCUUCAUCUUCAUCAUCUUCUUCUUCCUUCUUACUUCCAUCUCCUAUUUCUUCUCGCCUGCGUUUCGCUUUUCCUCUCCUCAACAGACAGGUUCAAAUAACCCCUAAUUCAUUUAAUCUUCCUAUUCGAUGCAAGGCUUCGGAAUCCGAAUCCUCUCUACUCAACGAUCCUUCUCCUAAUUCGAGCAAGCGACCUCCAAAAGAUUCAAUACCCUACGAUGGCUGCGAUUACGAGCACUGGCUGAUAGUGCUGGAUUUUCCUAAUGACCCGAAACCAUCGGAGGAAGAGAUGGUUAAUUCUUAUGUCAAAACUCUGGCCGCUGUUGUCGGAAGUGAGGAAGAGGCGAAGGAGAAAAUAUACUCAGUUUGUACUACCACGUAUACUGGAUUUGGUGCAUUGAUUUCGGAAGAGCUUUCUCGGAAAAUGAAAGAAUUGCCAGGUGUUCGAUGGGUUUUUCCAGAUUCAUAUCAAGAUGUUCCGAACAAAGAUUACGGAGGUGAUUUGUUUAUUGAUGGAAAGGUCAUCCCAAGACCACAGUUUAGGCAUAAUGUUACACAACAAAACAAUCGUAGUCCUUCACGGUAUGGUAGACACUGAGAAACUGGGCAAGUUGAUGUGGGAGCUGAUUUAGACAUAGAACUGGAGUCAAGAGUAGAGUGAUCCAAUGCAUCCACCACCCUCCAUAGAUUGUCAAAAUAGAGCUCAAAGUGGUGUUGGAGAUCUCUUGACAAAUCCAGUCCAGUUUAAUCAGAGCAACAUUGGUUGAUGGAUGCUUUAAAAUGUGAAGGUUUAUCGACUCCUUAAUGCAUGACGAAUCUAGGAGAGUUUAGAAUCUUUACUUAUCAACAUUCCAAAUAUUCAUCAAGUAUGAGUUUUAUGUCAGUCCUCAAUGCAUUUAGAUCAAGGAAUCAUAUAUAUAUAUAUAUAUAAAUGUAGCAUCUAAAUGAAUUGAAUAGAAAUAUUUAGUAAGUUGUAUCUGGAUUUUCUUUAUUUCAUUAGCAAUAGGUCCAGAGAUUAAAAAGAAGCCAUAGGGAAUGAUUGAACUGUUCCUUGGAUGUGAACUCUCAUUAAUUACCAAUUGAUAUGAUGAAAUUUAACUAAUAAUUCAAUCAUUUAGUUUUGUA
Molecule: messenger RNA, 1288 nt
Organism: Cucumis sativus (cucumber)
Lineage: Eukaryota; Viridiplantae; Streptophyta; Magnoliopsida; Cucurbitales; Cucurbitaceae
Product: multiple organellar RNA editing factor 3, mitochondrial-like
Exons: 4
Coding region: 111-761 (216 amino acids)
Biological process (GO): mitochondrial mRNA modification; cytidine to uridine editing
Cellular component (GO): mitochondrion
Source: RefSeq, a predicted model, not a curated record